AUGGGACAAGGGGGAUCCACAGGAGCGGUCGAGGGUUCACCUUUGGAUUGCAUCUUGAAAAACUUCUCUGAUUUCAGAAAGCAGGCAGAGCGCUAUGGAGGGAAUCCUCCCGACCCGGAGACCCUCCGAACGUUCUGCCAGCUUGAGUGGCCCACCUUUAAUGUUGGGUGGCCGACUGAGGGAACUUUCCAAUUGCCAAUUUGUUUCUCGGUCCAACGAGUCACCUACGUGGUGCCUCAUCCGGACCAGCAAAUCUACAUCAAUGUCUGGACGGAUAUUGCCACGGAUAGGCCGGGCUACGUCCGGAAGUGCAGCCAAGGGCAGGCAGGGACAAACAGGAGGGGUAGAGCGGUGUGCCUAGCCGUUGGAUCGGGAGAGAGGAGAGGCCCCCAAAGAAAUAGCGGAAGGGGGGGUGCUGAGCCCCAGCCUUCGUCGGAACCUGAAGGAAACCGACCGUAUCCAGUCCUGCCAGCCCAGCCCGAGGACCCCUUAGAUCCUGUUAAUGCCCCACCGCCGUAUCCCACCCUGGCGGCACCCGAUUCCUCCGAGCAAUCCGGGGAAAUUGUUAGUCCGCCCCACACCCGGGGAGGGACCUCUUACAGUGGUGAGGGACAGAAAGGCUGGCGCGCUCCGGACUCUAGAGAGCCGGCCCUGCUACCGCUCCGAGAGGCGCCCACGGCCCCGGACGCCCCUAGGGGCUUGAUUUCCCUACUGGAAACUAUAUUCCGGACCCACCAGCCCACAUGGGAUGAUUGCCAGCAGAUAUUGCAGACCCUGUUUACGUCUGAGGAAAGGGAAAGGAUCCUGAGGGAAGCAGGGAAGGCGGUUAUGGGGGAGGAAGAAGGGACAGCGGGAGGAAGAAGGGAGUUGGAGGAAAUACUCCCCUCCAUCCCCCCUGAUUGGGAUCCGAACACUGGAGGGGGAAGGGAGGCACUUCUGCAGUACCGCUGAGCUCUUCUGAGGGGAUUGCGGGGGGCAGCCCACAAGCCCACAAAUUUUGGGAAGGUGAGUGAGGUAGUGCAGGGACGAGACAAGACCCCUGGCGCAUUCCUGGAAAGAUUAAUGGAGGCGUACAAGGUAUAUACCCCAUUAGACCCAGAGGCAAGGGAGAAUAGGAGACUUGUAAACAUAGCCUUUGUCACGCAAUCAGCCACGGACAUAAGGAGGAAAUUGCAGAAGAUAGAGGGAUUUGAGGGAGAGAAUAUCAGUAAACUGCUAGAAAUAGCCCAAAAGGUAUAUGUCAACAGGGAUGACCCAGAGGUUGGGAAGGCUAGGGAAGUAGCAAAAAUUCUGAUAGUGGCGCAGAGGGAAGGAGGUGCACCCAGAGGGAACCCCGGUAGGGGGAACAGAGAAAGGAGGGGAGCCCGGCUAGAGAAGGAUCAGUGCGCCAUCUGCAAGGAGAAGGGGCACUGGAAGAGGGAAUGCCCCAAGAGGAAGGGGAUAGAGGAGCUAAGGGGGACCCCUGGGGUGCUCCUGCAGACCCUAGACUGACGGGGCCAGAGCUCCAUAAGCAUUGGCUCCCGGGAGCUCAUGGUCACCUUGACAGUCGAAGGAAGACCAGUUGAUUUCCUAGUCGACACAGGAGCCACAUGUUCUGUCCUGAAGCAGCCCCAAGGAAAACUGGAAAAGGAAACAGCCAAAAUUAUAGGAGCCACCGGGAAAUCAGAGACUUAUCCUUGGACAAGUGCGAGAAUUACGGACCUUGGAAAAGGGACAAUCACUCACUCUUUUCUGAUUAUACCGGAUUGCCCCUACCCUCUGCUAGGAAGGGACUUACUUCAAAAGUUGCAAGCCUCCAUAGUGUUCAAGACACCCAAGGAAGAGAAGGGGGACCCCAGAUUAGAAGUUACUGUUCCCCUGUUGGAAGAGUACCUGCUAGCUGUGAGUGAGGCCGAGCCUCAUUCCACUGGAGUUCCCCAGGCACUCUGGGAAAAGAUACCUGGGGUAUGGGCAGAGACCAACCCCCCAGGACUGGCAGUACAUCAGGCGCCAGUAGUAGUCCAGUUAUUGAGUACAGCCACCCCAGUGCGAAUCAGGCAGUAUCCGAUUCCCGCCAGAGCCAAGGAGGGGAUAGCUAAGCACUUGCUGCGGUCACUGGCCGCUGGAAUUCUAAAGAAGCGCCAGUCCCCCUGGAAUACUCCCCUGCUGCCUGUGCAGAAACCUGGGACAUCUGAUUUCCGCCCUGUACAAGACUUAAGGGAAGUGAAUGCCCGGGUAGAGACAAUACAUCCCACAGUGCCAAAUCCUUAUACGCUUUUGAGUGCUUUGUCUCCUACCCACAAAUAUUACUCGGUCUUAGACUUAAAGGAUGCAUUCUUUUCCAUCCCACUGGCACCCCAGAGCCAAGAAAUUUUUGCCUUUGAAUGGAAUGACCCUGAGCAUGGCCUGGGAGGUCAGUACACCUGGACAAGGCUGCCCCAGGGCUUUAAAAAUUCCCCUACCAUUUUUAACGAGGCUCUCAGCCAGGAUCUACAAGAGUACAGGAGAAAACACCCCGAGGUAGUACUCCUACAGUACGUAGACGACCUUCUCAUGGCUGCGUCCCACGCCAGUGAUUGCGAGCAGGCAACAGAGGACUUGUUGAGGGAGCUCGAGAGGCUGAGAUACAGAGUCUCAGCCAAGAAGGCACAAAUCGUGUCUACCAAGGUAAGCUACCUGGGGUAUGACCUGAGCGGAGGAUUAAGAACCUUAUCUGAGCUAAGGGUCCAGACUAUCCUAUGGAUACCAGAGCCAACCACCAAACGGCAGGUGAGAGAAUUUCUAGGAGCCGUGGGAUACUGUAGGCUCUGGAUCCUAGGGUACGCCAGGCUUGCUCAGCCCCUCUACGACAUGACAAAGGGGAAAGAGACUGAGUUUGCCUGGACUGAGGAGGGGCAGAAGGCGUUUUGGGCCCUGAAGGAAGCCCUUGAAGAGGAUGAAGUAGUGUGGAAACAAGCUCUGCCCAAGGGGACAUCGGCCCAGAGAGCAGAGUUGGUCGCACUCACCCAAGCCCUCCGGAUGGCCGAGGGAAGGACGGUCAACAUUUACACGGACAGCAGGUAUGCUUUUGCAACAGCCCAUGUGCAUGGGGCCAUCUACCGGGAGCGCGGGCUACUGACGGCUGGAGGUAAGGAAAUCAAGAAUCGCCAGGAAAUCCUAGACCUGCUGGAUGCACUGUGGAUGCCCAAGAAGGUAGCCAUCAUUCACUGCCGAGGGCACCAGAGAGGAAGUGACCCCGUGGCGAGGGGUAACGCCCUGGCUGACCUGGCGGCCAAAGAGGCGGCGGGAGAGGAGGCUGCAGGAGUACUCCCCAUGGUGCCUACCCCAGUGCUACCUUCCCCGCCUACCUAUAGUAAGGGAGAGGAAAUAGAAGGGAGGAGGCUAGGGGGAAAGGUAGACAAAGGAGGUUGGAUGAUGCUCCCGGAUGACAGGCUUUACCUGCCCCAGGGAGUGCUAACCCAUGUAGUCCGAGAAAUGCAUGCGAGCUCACACCUAGGGCGGGGAAAACUAGAAAAGUUAAUAUUAAAAUAUUACAGGGCUCCUAAUCUAAGGGAGGUUAUAGAGUCUGUAGUGUCCAGAUGCCAGACAUGCGCCAGGGUAAACGCACAGAAUCAAAAAUGCCCUCAAUUUAUCAGGCGUAAGGGAAAUGCCCCUGGAGAGAUCUGGGAGGUUGACUUCACUGAAAUGUCAAAAGGGAAAUCGGGAUACAAAUACCUCUUAGUUCUAGUAGACACCUUCUCGGGCUGGGUGGAGGCCUUCCCCACAAAGGGUGAAACGGCAGCCACGGUAGGGAAAAUCUUAGUCCAAGAAAUAAUUCCCAGAUAUGGCAUUCCCGUGGCGAUUGGAUCAGAUAACGGGCCUGCCUUUGUAUCCCAAAUAUCCCAAAAUCUAGCCGGGAGAUUGGGCAUCACCUGGAAAUUGCACUGUGUGUAUAGACCCCAAAGCUCAGGGCAGGUAGAGAGAAUGAAUCGGACCUUGAAGGAAACAAUUAAAUUAAAGGAGGAGCUCAGGGAGAACUGGGUAGAAUUGCUCCCCUUCGUCUUAUUUAGGGCUCGAUGUACCCCGUACACAGGAGGGUGGACGCCUUAUGAAAUCAUGUACGGGCAGCCUGUGCCACUAGUGCCCAAGCUGACUAGAGAGGAGGUGGAGGCCUCUAAUCAUAACUUUCUAAAGUCCUUACAGGCACUGCAGGCCCUCAGAGAAGAAGUCCGGAGCCUACGAAGGGAGGAAAAGGAGGCAAAUGAAAGAGGCGGUGCUGGCGAACUAAGGACACUGAACCCCGGUCAAUGGGUAUGGAUCCUGAACCACCGGCGAGGAAGCCUUGAACACAGGUGGAUCGGGCCAUUCCAGGUACUGCUAAGCACCCCGACUGCCGUUCUGGUGGCUGAGAAACCCUACUGGAUACACCUCUCCCACAUUAAGCCAGCUCAGAACCCCAGUGAAGAAAAACCAUGGAGAGUUCGACAGGACCCAGGAAAGCCUCUCCGGCUCUCUUUUACCCGCUCUUAA
Molecule: messenger RNA, 4488 nt
Organism: Pteronotus mesoamericanus
Lineage: Eukaryota; Metazoa; Chordata; Mammalia; Chiroptera; Mormoopidae
Exons: 2
Biological process (GO): virion assembly; DNA integration; proteolysis
Molecular function (GO): zinc ion binding; nucleic acid binding; aspartic-type endopeptidase activity
Source: RefSeq, a predicted model, not a curated record